AUGAACAAAACGAACCUCACAAUCCUCAUCUUCUUCACCCUCCACACCUUCUUCGUUACCUGCAUCGACUGCCUCGACCUCUGGCCAACAUGGCUCGUAGAAUCAUCGCCCUACUACACGCCCUGGUUCACGCUUGGCCGCACGCUGCGCCAAUUCUAUCUUGACACGUACCAGGACAAAUUCCUCACGGAGCCGCCCGGCUGGUUUGUGGCUUAUGACCCCCUUUUACCGUUAGGCGUUAUUCCCUGGGCUGUGCAGACGUUUGUCACUACGCUGCUUUGCGUGCUUGAGUUGUGGAGUUGGGAGGAUCGGACGGUGGAGGUGAAAUGGGGGUUGACAGGGUGUUAUGGGCCGUAUUUGCUUAUUUCGGCGUGGUUGUUUGUCGUUAUGUCUGCGCGAGUGAAGGAUGCGUUGGUCUUGCAGAGACGGGUAGGCAAGGUUAAGGGGGAGUAG
Molecule: messenger RNA, 453 nt
Organism: Talaromyces atroroseus
Lineage: Eukaryota; Fungi; Ascomycota; Eurotiomycetes; Eurotiales; Trichocomaceae
Exons: 3
Coding region: 1-453 (150 amino acids)
Source: RefSeq, a predicted model, not a curated record